Drosophila ananassae is the source of this 838-nucleotide messenger RNA. RefSeq names its product accessory gland protein Acp29AB. NCBI's taxonomy places the organism in Eukaryota, Metazoa, Arthropoda, Insecta, Diptera, Drosophilidae. Gene Ontology annotation, molecular function: carbohydrate binding. The record is from RefSeq and is a predicted model, not a curated record. The transcript is spliced from 2 exons. The coding region runs from base 75 to 797 and encodes 240 amino acids. Gene Ontology annotation, cellular component: external side of plasma membrane. Gene Ontology annotation, biological process: biological process involved in interspecies interaction between organisms.
UCUUUAUAAAUAUUUCUUAAAUCAGUCUUAUUGCAAAAAUUGAAAAGUGAAGAUCGCUUUCAUUAAGUUUAACAAUGCGCUUGUUACUAAUAUUUUUUAUUUUCCUAUUCGUCAAAAGUUGUUUCUCUUCGUGUGACGUGGGUGAAUCCCCUCCCGAGUGUGCAGCAUAUUGCUUUCGAGUUGUGAAACCAUGUUUAUCAUACCUGGAUGUUCUCCAAAACCGGGUCAACGCCUAUGAGUCGGUUGUACCAAGUGAUAUUCUGGCCAGGGUGUCCCUCACUGACACAAAAAUGGACAUCCUGGGAAGGCAAAUGGCGGUCCUACAGGAAAAGGAGGAGGACUAUCAAAAAAAGAUUAUUAAGUUGAAAGACAGGCUGGCAAAGGGUGUGCCCAGUCACUUUGGCAACUUUCAAAAACUCGGUCAAAAAUAUUACUAUGUGGAGAAGGAACUAAGAGAAACCUGGCAUGGAGCUGUAAAAAAAUGCCAUGAGAUGGGUGGAUUCCUGGUGAGCCUUCAAAGCCAGCAAGAGAUCGACGCUAUUAGCGGAAAGCUGAAGGAGUACUCAGGAUACUGGAUAGAUGUCACUGACCAGUUCAAGGAGGGGGUGUAUGUGUCCAUUAGUACUGGAUUAGGAACCACUUUUCUAAAGUGGGAUCAGAACGAGCCAUCGCAAAACGGAGAACAGUGCGUCGAGAUCCAUACCUAUAAGGAACCCCCCGUCAUGAAUGAUAAUGUCUGCUCCAAUAAGAAGUAUUUCAUAUGCGAAUCGUCUGCCAAAGUCGACGAUACUAAAUAAUUUGUUGCUUAUUAAUUAUAAUAAAGUGCUUUAACGAAAAA